AGCCCUGCCCAGAAUCAAGAAGUGUUGUCGAUGGCAUCAAAUCUUUCUCUCAAGAGAAAAGCCUGAGAAAAAAAAAGCUAUUCUUUUCACGAUUAAAGAGGGGCGACUGAUGUAGGUCUACCAGGCUUGGACACAGGCCUAGUUUGUAAAGAGCUUUAGUUGUGGUGGUGGUGAACACUUCGGUUUUCCUCAAAUACCCGGCUCUUGUCAAGCGUGACUGCUUUCAGUUGGGAAGAAUGCUCUCCGCUAAGGUUGGACCAAAUUUUCCCGGCGGCGGGCAAUUAAUACUUGAGGCUGCUUCCAUACCUGCCAAACGCCUUGCGCAAGAUGGUGAGACAUUCCCUCGAUGUGUAAGGAGCCAACGAGAAGAAUCUAAUCACUCUGAUAAAAAGUUAAGAAACGUUUGCUCACCUGCUGAGCUCUUAGAUCAGGAUGGCGGAAAGCCACAAGGAUCUUCACACGAGUGUCCGCCAGUUACUGAUUCUGCUGAAAGUUUAGAAGCAAGCACCACUGCGGCGUGUGCUGGUGACAAAAUUUCAUCCCUCUACAAUUCCGAAGUGACUUUUUCAGAUUCCGUUCCUCAGAAGACGACUCCGAAAAAUGGAGCGUCUGACACGGAUAGAAACUAUGCACUAAUACCUUCUCAAGUGCCCUCUGACCCUGUGUCUUUGGGUGGGUAUAAUGACGUCAUAAUGGAGACAGCUCCGUCCCAGGGGAGGAACCCAGAAGUCCUUGGGGUCGCACGGGACGAGACAUGUGGCGUUUCUCACAACGUUUCAUCUUUUGGAGUUGAGAACUGCAAAGCAAGAACUACAGCUGAUUGUGAACAGACUGCUCAUGCCAAAGGACGUAACAACAAAUCAUUGUACCAGACCACUCUUGCACGAGGAGUCCCAGGCUACCACGAGGCGGAGAUGAGCUUUCGAGGGGAGGCAGACCUCCAGAGACAUCUCAUUGACUGUGACAAGCACCCAGGCCACGAGAUGUUCACCCCUAUCUCCAGCUUCGGCGUCCAAAAUCUACCCGAGGGGUAUCAAGAUCCAGAUAUUGUGGCGUACAUACGAGCCCAGGCGGACCUCACUGUCCGUGUGGUCAGUCGAUACACCAGCCCCGAUAGACCGGACAACUACGCGUUCAGCGGUAACAAGGGAGGGACGAUUUUGAGGACUGGAACCGGGUUCAUUCAGUACGUGUACAAGUGUGAGGGCCGGACGGAUAAGCCGUGCCCUUGUCCAGAGUGUAAGAAGUCGGACUCUCCUCGCGCCCAGUGGGCCAAGAUUAAAAUACGAACGGCCACUCAUGUUGUUUUUGAUGACGUUGAAGCGAAAAAUUCUGUGGCGGAAUUGUUUUUUGACAAUCACGAAGACAGGAGGAACGGGAAAGUAAAAACUGUGUUUGGAGACAAUGUUCGUUUUGGUGCGAUACAGGGCGACUGGUGCGACAUGCGCUGUGUGACGCACGAUCUUGAACUGUGCGACUUCAUAAAAGACGCCUGGGGUCGCUGGAGGUGGCUGGAGUCAAAGGUCAAUGAGAAGUUCAGAGGUGACGAGCAUCAGCUGGCCGUUGUGGUGUCCCACCCACACGGCUGUAACAAGCAGGUCAGCGUGGGCCGGUGGGCGGAGCGUGUGGUGGUGGGCGGGUCCAAAGGCUGGGAGAAUAGUGUGUACUCCUACGACACGCCCACUUGUCCUGGGAGCAGCGGAGCCCCCGUUUGGCUGCUGGGGAAGGUCAAGUGGGGAGGAUUCUUCGGGAGACAUCCUCACAGCGGCCGUCCUUUAGAAGGUUUGAACCUCAGUGCCACCGGGUGGGAUAAAAUCUCCUGAUCCCUUCGAUCAAAACUAACCCCUGUGAUAGUGCUGAAAGACAUCAGUUGAGGGACGUUUAGUAAUAGCUACCUUAGAAUUACAAAGUCUGUCUGACGUUUUUGUCCUUUUUGAGUUACUAAGACUUUGAGGUGAGAAACCAAAUGUUCUAUCCACUCUAUCAAACGCGUAACGUUUUUCGGAGUCGUUAUCAAGAUAUUGAAAAAGAAUUGCAUUCGAAAAAGUUUAGCUUGUUACGAAGCUCAGCAUUUUUUACAUUGCAUUUCUAAAAACUAGGUACUGAACAGAUAGAGAGAGCGAGCGAGA
This is a messenger RNA of Aplysia californica (California sea hare), 2129 nucleotides long. RefSeq lists its product as uncharacterized. The record is from RefSeq and is a predicted model, not a curated record. NCBI's taxonomy places the organism in Eukaryota, Metazoa, Mollusca, Gastropoda, Aplysiida, Aplysiidae.